GCUCGUGCACGCGCAUCCGAUGCGUAUCGUCAUUUAUUCAAGCAUGAGAGGGAAAAACACUCCACAGUUUCAGCAUCAACCUUCAGAAGAGAACACACACUAUUAUGGACAUCAUCUGGAUCGAUUUGGGAGGCAUUAAUAAUGUGUCAUACCCACAACUAAAACAUCACUAAAUCAGAGCUGGAUAUUCAUUUGGAUUGGUUUCAUGGAAUCCCGACCUGCUAUCCUUCAUCCGCCCAGAAACGAUGAGCCCAAGGCAUGCUGGGAAUCUGAGUCCAAGCCCUCAGGACAGCACAGAAAGGGAAACAUCUCUCCUGGAACCAGGACAAGACUUGGAGAAAAUCAUGGGAUUGAAGUAGAAGCUAAAGAGCUAGAGGAGAGGUCCAACUCCAUGGAAUCUGCUGGCCAUGUAAAAACACUAAAACACACAGCAUUAGCAACCAAUCCAGUGUCAGAACCCCUCCCUGCCUCGAGAAUACCAACCAUGCACUCGGCUACGACCAAGCAAGUCACUGUGAGAACAGUCAACACAACCGCUAUAACUAAAAUAGCAUCAAAUCAACCAACCAAAGCAACUGCACCUGGAGUGGAGGUCUUAAGUUUAUCCACUCAACCUCAACCCAGUGGGCCAAAACUCAGAUCCCCAAAUGCAAGCCAUGAGAAGAAGCUACAAGCGAGUGCGAAAACAUUUUCCAAAAACAUCCAAAAGACGGCCUCAGCAUCUCAUAUAAUGGGCUCCGCAGACUCCCCACAAAAGAUGCUUCAUAAAACCGCUUCCGCUUCCCAGAUUUCCUCAAACGACUCUCCCAAGAGUCUCAACCGGGCAUCUCUCUCGCAAAUUCCUCGAGCCACUUCCAGCCCCAAACUUAAACUAUCCCACCCUGCAUCUCUCAAAUUGGACAAAACCGAGCGGAUUAAAAGAGUUACAGGCAAAGAAGGACCAUUUUCGACUUCUCCGAAGGAUAAAAUGAUUGACACUCCAUUGUUGGUGGAGAGCAAACUGCAACUGGGGGCGAAAGCAGCUGGAGAGAGUCCUCAGGGACGCCAGGAGCAAGAGACAAAGAGCAGGAUUGAGAGAAAAGGAGAAACGCUAGGAGAUGAAAGAGAGGACACUGUCCCUCAGGGACACGGUGGAAGAGUCCUCACCGUGAAAAGCUCACCAGGGUGCAAACAAACCUCCGCUCUGUCAUCGAAACAAGCAGCUGAACCGCAGAAAGAGCCUGAAGACAAGACUGACGCAUAUGUCACAACCCAAGAGAGACACGCAGGAAGCAGUCAGAGACGGAAGGAAAAGGAGGAAGCAAAAAGUGAGGCGAGGAGACAGACAGGAGAGAGAAAGGGGGAAGUUGAGAUUAAGGACAAAAUGGUGACUGAGGCCAGGAAGGAUACAGUGAUGAACGAAAAGGAUAAGACACCGACAUCCAAGCAAUUGAACGAUGCAGAGACCGAGACAAUUAAAGGCUUUUUAGCGGAUAAGACGGCAACAUCCAAGCAAUUGAACGAUGCAGAGACAAAGGCAAUUAAGGUUGUCCAAGUGGAUAAGACGCCAACAUCCAAACAAUUAAACGAUCCGGAGACAAAGACAAUUAAUGUUGUCCAAGUGGAUAAGACGCCAGUCACGCCAACAUCCCAGCAAUUGAACGAUGCAGAGACAAAGGCAAUUAAGGCUGUCCAAGUGGAUAAGACGCCAACAUCCAAACAAUUAAACGAUGCAGAGACAAAGACAAUUAAUGUUGUCCAAGUGGAUAAGACGCCAACAUCCAAGCAAUUGAACGAUGCAGAGACAAAGGCAAUUAAGGUUGUCCAAGUGGAUAAGACGCCAACAUCCAAGCAAUUGAACGAUGCAGAAACAAAGACAAUUAAUGUUGUCCAAGUGGAUAAGACGCCAGUCACGCCAACAUCCCAGCAAUUGAACGAUGCAGAGACAAAGGCAAUUAAGGCUGUCCAAGUGGAUAAGACGCCAACAUCCAAACAAUUAAACGAUCCGGAGACAAAGACAAUUAAUGUUUUCCAAGUGGAUAAGACGCCAACAUCCCAGCAAUUGAACGAUGCAGAGACAAAGGCAAUUAAGGCUGUCCAAGUGGAUAAGACGCCAACAUCCAAACAAUUAAACGAUCCGGAGACAAAGACAAUUAAUGUUUUCCAAGUGGAUAAGACGCCAACAUCUAAGCAAUUGAACAAUCCAGAGACAAAGACAAUUAAGGUUUUCCAAGUGGAUAAGAAGUCGACAUCCAAGCAAUUGAACAAUGCAGAGACAAAGACAAUUAAAGGUUUCCUAGUGACCGAAACAAAGGAUGCAGCACUACAGGUGGAUCUGCACCCAGUUUACGUUGACGUCGAGGUCCAGGCGGUCAUGGAGGUUUGCAGCAAAUCCACAGACAUGAGUCCAGUCCAUGACUCUCAAUACCUUAAACUGAACCCUGAGAUUGACCUCAACCCUAAAGUGGGCUUAAACAAAGAUCUCCGGCCCGAUAGCAACUCUGACUCUGAUUGGUUGCCAACUGUAGACCUCAGACCAACGGGAGCCAAGCCUAGAUUUCUAGGUCCAGCCCCUUACAAGUCUCCCAAUAGCCCGAAACCUCUACAACAUGUUUGUCAAAUAGAGAUUGAACUUUGUAGCCAGUCACCCCAGAGUCUUGAUUCGAAAGUAACCAUUGGUGAAUUGGACACAACUUGUCGACUGUUGCCCGGAGUGAUGAACAAGUCCUCUGAGGACUCCUUAAAACCCCUCAAUGCUGGGGGAACAGGAGAAGUGGAGGGAGAAAAGGAGGAGAGUGGUGCACCUCAGCAGGUCAUCUGGGAUGAGCAGGGAAUGACUUGGGAAGUGUAUGGAGCGUCACUGGAUAUGGAAUCGCUGGGGUUUGCCAUCCAGAACCACUUGCAGUGCAAGAUCCGUGAACACGAGCGGCGGAUCAGCACACUCAGGAACUCCAUAUGCCUCUCUGAACAAUUGCCUGAAAAGGGCAGGACAGGAAAGAGGAAGAAGAGUGUCUUCAGAUCACUGUUCUCUGGAUCUAAUUGCUGCUCGAAACCACAACCUAAAGAGGAACUGCCAAAGUAACUCGUUUUUUUUUUUGGUAACACUUUAAUUUAACUAUAUGUAGCUUUGCAACUACAUGUCAACCAACUCUUAUUAGAGAUUAUCUGCUGAAACUUUAUUUUGAUUCUCCCAACAGACAUUUUACUGACAAUAAGAAACUUUGCAACUACAUGCCAACUUAUUCUAUUACCCUAACCUAACAGUUUACUAAUACUCUAAUGAGAGUUACCGCAGGAACUUUCCCCAGGAACUAGGAACUUUGUUGUGGUACUCGGUGUGUUUCGACCGCAGUGAGGUCUAAAUUAAGUUCUGGGUAAAAGAAAGUCUCUGCUGGCAAGGUAGUACUUUUACAAAGUUCAGGAACCUUCAGAGGUGGGACUUGGGCGCUGAGUUCACGUAGCAUUUUGAUUGGUUUUCUCCACGCAGCAUUUUAUUUCGACCACCAUUUUUUUUAAUCUGUUGCGGUGCAUGUAGUAAGAGUAUUGAAAAGUAGCGCACAGUUCUACAUCACCAAACUAAUAUGCCUAAUCUUGAUGUUAACUUAGGGGGAAGAAGUACCUGGGACAAAUUUGUCUGGGUAAUUUGGGUAGAAAUGCUACUUUAGUUGACAUCUGCAAAUGAAUGAAAGUUAGUUGACAUGUAGUUACUUUUAGUUAAUAUAGUGUGUAUAGUGGGUUACCAAAAUAAAGUGUAACCCAUUUAUAUGUAAAUAUAUUUUAUAGAUGGGGGCUAGACCGGGAAUGUAUAGCAGAUACAAAAAAGUAAAAAAAAAAUAUGUAGACAUGAACUUGAAGGUCUUGAAAGGACUUCUUGUCAAUGGCCAAGUCUCAAAAUGGCGAACUUCAUGUAAACUUGCAGUCUCAUGGCCUUCGCAUGUUCUUGCCUACGAAGUGCAUGAGCCUGUAGAGUGUCCCAUUUGUCGUUUCAAGGUUCAGUUAAUAAGCCCCACUUUUUUGGUUCUGGAGGGUUAUUAAAUGUCUCUUAAAGUGAUAGUUCUCUCAAAAAAAGAACAUUCUGUCAUAAUUUACUCACCCUCAUGUUGUUCUUCUAAACCUUGCAUGACUUUCUUUAUUCUAUGGAACACAAAAGUAGAUAUUUUAAAGAACCUUGGGAACAAAACAACACUGGACAACAUUGACUUCUACUGUACUGACAAAACGGCACUGAGACCUUUGUGUUCCACAGAAGAAUGAAUCUUGUAUAGUUUUGGAUGGAUAUGAUUAUAUUUCAUUUUGGGGUCAAUUAUCCCUUUAAGACUCAUUCUCUGACUCAACAAACUCCAUAUUUCAGAUAUUGUUGGGGCAGAAUGGAAAUUGCAAUUGCGUUUCCCAUUUCUAAAGCCAACAUCCAACAUUAGAAUAUUUGAAAUGUUGGUAUUUGUUUGAAGUGAUGUGAACUAGCCUUUUAGACUGAGUUAAUGCGUUCACUUGAAUAUUAAUCUACGAGUGAAUCGUUCACUAAUACUAUUAUGUAACUUUAUUGAAAGUUCAAUUACUUUUUUUCAAUUUUGCACAGACAUAAAGUGUAUAUUGUCUUCACAGUAUUAACUUAAUGUCACUAUAUUUAGCUAGACAUUUUCCAAACCAACUGUUUAUCACUUUUCUUUAUUCUUUUUUUAUAGAAAAAUCUUCUUUAUAGAUUUAAUAUGAGCACUGGUUUGAAAACAGUUUCUGUAUGAUAAUGUUUUUAGGGACAGAACGGGUAAUUACUGUCUAAAUGAGAGCAUUGACCAUGUUCAGUCACUGUGGUCACUUUGUACUAGAGCUGCACGAUUUUGGAUAAAUUAAGAAUCACUUUUACUACUGAAUAAAAUGUAUUUUACUAGAGGUUCUGACAAAAUAUUAAUUGCUGCGGCCUAUUUAAAAUGUUUAAUUAAUUAGAAUGAAUUUUGUUUUUUUAAUUGGUUGAAUGAACGAUUCAAUGACUCCCUCAUAAAGACUUGUUUCAUUACUGGUGGCGAUAAGCCGGUGACUUGACUCGACUCUGAACGAAUCUAUUGAGUGAAUGAUUCAAUGUCAAAUACAUUUUAACAGCCACUUGUCGCCACCUACUGGUGUAACGAUGUAAUGAAACAAUCGUAAUUUGAAGCACCAAGUUACUUUCAAAAAGUGAUUUGGUUUAUUUUUAUCACUACCGAUGUUUAUAUGCGAACUAUAAACUUUUAUCCCAGUAUUUCUGUGAUAAUUUGAAUUAUUGUAACAUAAAUAGGGAUACUAUGUUCGAAAAAAAGUUUAAUUGAAGCAAUAAAUUGAAUCAUUGUCAUUUAGGAAUAAUCGUGUGGGUGUUUGAAUCGAGAUUUUAACGAUUAAUCGUGCAGCUCUACUUUGUACUCACUUACCUAAACAACUUUAAGCACUGUUAAUGCUGGCAGAUGUUAAUCUCAUUGAAAAAGAUUAACUUUCAGUUGCUUUAUCACUGCAAAAAGCCUUUAGAGGUACACGAUGCUGCGCUGAUAAUCACUAUAGAGCACUUUAAUGGAAUAAAAUAAUGCUUGUAAUGUUCUAGAUGAUGUGAUCUGUGUCUGAUGUUAAAGCACAAACAGAAAUAUAGUUAAAACACCUUGUGUAUGAGCCUGGUUCUUGUUUUCUGAGCACUGUGAUUAGUGUGUGAUUUCAUGUUAUUUGUACCUGGACUUGACUAAAUGGGGUCUUUGUGUUUCCGCCCAGAGCUCUUAAGUGAAGUCUACUGAAUAUUUUAUAUUUUCCGUGUGAGGGAGCAAGGCGUAGAUAUUGACUCAAAUUGGGUUAUCUUUGUUCUAAAUGAUGUCUGAAUUGAGUCCAGCUUUAAAUAUUUCAGUCGAGCCGCGUUGAUAUUGUAUCUGCAGCACUCAGAGUAAAUCAAACACACAGGUGUGUAAGCACACACACAUCUACUGAGUCGUGUGUUCGGUCGAUAUCAUGGACCCUAUGGAGCAUCUGCCCUACUUACU
Messenger RNA from Pimephales promelas (fathead minnow), 5969 nucleotides. It is a transcript of the gene gprin3a, whose product is annotated as GPRIN family member 3a. The record is from RefSeq and is a predicted model, not a curated record. Lineage: Eukaryota; Metazoa; Chordata; Actinopteri; Cypriniformes; Leuciscidae. Gene Ontology annotation, biological process: neuron projection development. Gene Ontology annotation, cellular component: plasma membrane.